Messenger RNA from Actinia tenebrosa (Australian red waratah sea anemone), 1049 nucleotides. RefSeq lists its product as uncharacterized. Gene Ontology annotation, biological process: regulation of transcription by RNA polymerase II. NCBI's taxonomy places the organism in Eukaryota, Metazoa, Cnidaria, Anthozoa, Actiniaria, Actiniidae. Gene Ontology annotation, cellular component: nucleus. Gene Ontology annotation, molecular function: DNA-binding transcription factor activity, RNA polymerase II-specific; DNA binding. The record is from RefSeq and is a predicted model, not a curated record.
GCAAACUAGUCUAAAAUAUGAAAAUAAAACCAAAGGCAAUGAGAAAUCCAGUGUACACGAAUAGAGCUGACUCAUCACUGCAUUCAUGAUCCGUGUGAUCAUCACAAGGAGCUGUAUAAAACAUAGCAAACAUUUCACCCAAACACUAGUCGUUUAUAACAUCAUGUCCAACGAGAACUCUAUCACACAGUCAAGGAAUCUACCUUUUUCCAUAGAAAAUAUCCUUAGAGAAGACUUUCCACCAAAAUCGAGGUUGGCAUUUCCUCCAAAACAUUAUUAUUUGCCAGAAAAUCACAAGGAUGGUUGUCCUGCUGCACAUAAAGGGGUGACGUGGAUACCCUUAGCAAGAUUUCACCCUUAUUGGCCUUUAUAUUAUGGACAACUUAUGUGUCUACCAACAUAUCGGGCUAUACCAACAGAAUCGAAUACUCUAGACAGUGAAAAGAAAGAGGUCUUGGAGACAUGUUUGGACUGCAAUCCUAGAUCUAAGGAACACACUACGACAAGGAUUUCAGAGAGUCAAGAUGAAAACAUCGAGCAAGAAGAAGUUAAAAGUUGCGAUUCUGCAGACGAGAAUCCAAGUGAAGACAAGGAAUAUCAAUCAAGAAAGAGAAGAAGCAGAAGUCAAUUUACCCCGAUGCAACUGAAAUAUCUGGAAAAAUAUUAUUCAAAUCAUUCGUAUUUGAGCCGUGAUGAAAGAACUGUACUUGCUCAAGCACUGAACAUGACGGAACUUCAAAUUCGAAACUGGUUUCAAAAUAAACGUUACCAUAAAAAGAACAAAUUGAAAACAAAGUAAAAUGUAGUCAUGGAAGCGGGAGCAGUGUCAGUACUGAUCUAAACGAGAAAUCAUCAUUGAAAUAGGCUUGGAAAGAUAUAUGCGCAAAAGCUGGCGGGAAUUCCAAAUUCUGUGACGUAGUCAGUUCCCAGAAUUUACAAUUUUCCAGCCUUUUCAUAUGACCUGCAUGCUGUGCGAUAGUCAUGGUCACGUGGAUUUGUAUGUAAGGUUCUCUUACGGCUUGAAAAGUAAACAUGAUAUCACUUCACAA